Molecule: messenger RNA, 1251 nt
Organism: Fusarium keratoplasticum
Lineage: Eukaryota; Fungi; Ascomycota; Sordariomycetes; Hypocreales; Nectriaceae
Product: Zn(2)-C6 fungal-type domain-containing protein
Exons: 5
Coding region: 1-1251 (416 amino acids)
Biological process (GO): positive regulation of transcription by RNA polymerase II
Molecular function (GO): DNA-binding transcription factor activity, RNA polymerase II-specific; zinc ion binding; sequence-specific DNA binding
Source: RefSeq, a predicted model, not a curated record
AUGGCAACUGAUCGGCCCGAUACCUUUGGCGUCAUGAAUGAAUCCACGACGACAAGCAGAAGCCCGGAUUCUUCGCGUCCGACGCCGACCAAGCGGAAUCUGGCCUGCGAGCGCUGCUGGAAACGCAAGCAAAAGUGUGAUCGAUUGCUCCCUGCUUGUACCGCGUGUGCGGACCUUGGCGUCGAGUGUGUGGCCCGUUCCCAGCAGGUCGACUUGACAGCUGAGGAUGCAGGUUUGACACAUGCCAAGAUCAAUGGGUACAUUGAAUGUCUGCAAGGUCGUAUCGCCGAGCUUGAGCGCCAUGUUCAGGCGUCAGAGAGUAGGCGAGCUCGAGCCACACGACGUCCUUCCGGAGCAGCACAUACUCUCCUACCGCAUGAUGGGGGAAGCCAUCGAUCCAAUCUUCUCUCUAUGCCAUCGGUCCACACGACGGGGCCGGCUCAGGGACCGAGUGAGGAGGACUCGUCCGUUCAGGAUACCAUGAGUGCCAUUGGGCUUUUGUCUAACAAGGCCAUGGCCGAGCCUAGAGUAUACUCUGGUGAUGUGCUUAACAAGCUUGCCAUGCCAGAAGUCGUCUCGGCGGCUUUGGCUGUGGAUGGACACAAUCCCUCCAGGGCUUCAUCCUCUCAGCCAGCUUUUGUCAUGGAAGAUCAUCUCAUCUCUCUGGACCGACAUUCUACCAGAGCAUAUAUCAGCCAAUUCCUAAAAUGGAGUGUCUUCCUGCCACAUAUCGACGAGGAUCGUCUAAUGGAGCAAUAUGAGGCGGUAAUAGCCCUCGAAGGCCAGGUUGCACGUGCUGGUGGACUACCUCACUUCAACACGUAUCUUGCGAUAUCCAUCGGCAUCAUGAUGUCUGCUGAGGCAACAAGACUUUCAACCCUAGCACUGAGUCUACAUGCUGCCGCUGUCAAGUUGUUGCCGCGUAUCUUUCGAUCACAGGAACCACUCGACGCAUUGCAUUCGGCAGUGGUCUACGUGUGCCUUGCCCAACGGGCUUCAGGUAUGAAUCAGCAGGGCCUGACGCAGAUAUUCGAGGUGGUUAGCAAAGCAUCGAUUGUGCUCACGCAGUAUUCGUCACGGUUCUCUGCUCUGGGAACGUUUCAGCAGUUUCUAUUGACGCUUUCAACCAAGAUGAUGGCAGGCCUGGAUCAGUCUCACCAAGUCUAUCAGGACACAAUACCGACAAGUCUCCCUGGGCAUCUGCGCCGGUUCAUCCAACGCCACUACUCGGGGGAGGCCCGUGCUUCCUGA